AUGGCUUCGGCCACUGAAACGAGAGAGUAUGCGGCCGAAGUUAGUCUCCCCGCCGGACCACCGUCUGCUCAACGAGCAACCAAGCAAAUGGUGUUCUUCUCGCUGUUCAUCUCUUUGGCUGGCUGGAUUUUCAACUUUGAUCUUGGUUUUGGCGGCACAGUCCUCCAGAUGCAGUCGUACAGAAAGUCAUUCGGCCAGUGUGGUCCUGUAACCGACCCGGAGACUGGUAAGACGGCGGUUGUCUGCUCGCAAACUGCACUUCAACAAGGCCUUGUUUCCUUGACACUACUCUUCGUUGCCCUUGGCGGAGCCUGCAGCGGCAUCGUUGGAAACUACCUCGGUCGUCGGGGCACCAUACAAGUUGGCGCCUUGCUUGCCGCGAUUGGUGCCGGUGGUAUGCUCGGUACGUCGGGAAACUUCACCGCUUACCUGGUUUGCAAAUGCAUUGGCGGCGUCGGGCUCGGGCAUAUUAUUGCAGCUGGCCCGGUCUAUGGAGCAGAGUGCACGAUUGCCAGUAAGCGCGGGAUGCUUCUGGCACUCUACAACAUCGGGUUGGGCUCGGGCAACGCGGCGGCGGCGGCAGUUUGCUGGGGAUCUUCUACAUACACGCACAGCAAUCUGGCGUGGCAGAUCCCCAUCAUAUGUCAGAUUCCCCUCUCACUCAUCCUAGGGACGGCCGUCUUGCUCUUCCCAGAAUCCCCUCGCUGGCUUCUUACCAAAGGCCGUGAAGAAGCCGCAAAGAAAUCCUUCGCCUGGUUCUACGCUAAAAGCCCUGAUCACCCAGACGUUCUUCUCCAGGUCCAGGACGUCCAGCGCCACAUUGACUUGGAGAAACUCUACGGCACAACCACUAACUGGACCGAGAUCUAUCGUGGCACCAAUUUGCGUCGCACCACGAUAAGCGAACUGAUCAUGGUCGGGUUGGCGAUCACUGGAUCCAAAUUCGUGGGACCCUACGGUGCGAUUUUCCUAGCAAAAGUUGGGAUAAAGAACCCAUUUUUGAAUAAUUUUAUCGUCGCCGCUUGCACCAUGGCCGGAUCCCUCCUGGGGCCGAUCGUUAUUGAUUACGGCGGCCGUCGGUUUUCAAUGCUCUGGGGUUACGGCACAAUGACCAUCUGCAUGUUGAUCAUCGCCAUUGUAGGCUCCGCGUUGGGCCAGGGAUCCAACACUGCAAAAGUCGUACUAUUGGUGUUCCUAUUCCUCUGGGCCUACCUAUUUGGCCUGUUCAUCGGGACCAGCGUCUGGAUCGCGGCACCUGAGCAACAUAAUCUUCGCCUGAGAACGUACGGGCAGGCAUCGACGACGUUGGUGUAUCAGAUCUUUGGGUUCGCCGCGAGCUUUUAUGGACCGUACAUGCUUAGUGUUGAUUAUGGGAACAUGGGUUUGAACGUCGGAUAUUUCUACGCUGGCGUGACUUUUGCGAUGCUAGUGCUCACCUUUGCUUUCGUCCCCGAGACCGCCAGACUCACGCUCGAGCAGAUCGACGAGUAUUUCUUCUCCGGGAGAGCGGCGUGGAAGACUUCUACAGCCAGGAAUAAGAAGAUUGCGAAGGGUGAGGUGGUGGAUCAUAUGGUCGAUUCAGAAUUUGCUGCCCAGAAACUUGACCAGUGA
Cladophialophora psammophila CBS 110553 is the source of this 1611-nucleotide messenger RNA. RefSeq lists its product as uncharacterized. NCBI's taxonomy places the organism in Eukaryota, Fungi, Ascomycota, Eurotiomycetes, Chaetothyriales, Herpotrichiellaceae. The record is from RefSeq and is a predicted model, not a curated record. Bases 1 to 1611 code for a protein of 536 amino acids. Gene Ontology annotation, cellular component: membrane. Gene Ontology annotation, biological process: transmembrane transport; carbohydrate transport. Gene Ontology annotation, molecular function: carbohydrate:proton symporter activity. The transcript has 2 exons.